Syzygium oleosum is the source of this 843-nucleotide messenger RNA. RefSeq names its product succinate dehydrogenase assembly factor 1, mitochondrial. The transcript has a single exon. The coding region runs from base 251 to 553 and encodes 100 amino acids. Gene Ontology annotation, cellular component: mitochondrion. Gene Ontology annotation, biological process: mitochondrial respiratory chain complex II assembly. The record is from RefSeq and is a predicted model, not a curated record. Lineage: Eukaryota; Viridiplantae; Streptophyta; Magnoliopsida; Myrtales; Myrtaceae.
UCUCAAAAUAGGAAAGUUUAGUAUAGAUGCUCACGGAAAGAAUUAGGCAAAAAUCAUUUAAUGCGAUACAAAAGAAACCAAGAAAGAGAGAAGCAAAAUUCACUUUUGCAUUCCUUCGGCUCCGAAGAGAUCGCCGGAUACUUCUCCACGUCUCUCCAACCGAGUCCCGCCGUCCGCCGUCUCUCUCUCUCUCUCUCUCUCUCUCUCGGCCUGAAACUCCGGCGAGCCGACCGCCGUAGAUGAGAGGCAGAUGGGAGGCCCGAACGCUCCGAGGAGGCUCUCCGGGAUGCAGAAGCAGGUGCUCGCCCUCUACCGCGGGUUCCUCCGGGCGGCCCGACCCAAGCCCCCCGACGAUCGCCGCCGCGUCGAGUCGAUCGUCUCCGCCGAGUUCCGCCGCAACGCCCGCCAGGUAGACCGCAAGAACUUCCUCUACAUCGAGUACUUGCUCCGCCGCGGCAGGAAGCAGCUUGAUCAGCUCAAGAGCCCCGACACCACCGGGUUGUCUUCUCUCAAUUUCGUUCCGCCUUCUCGAUCGAUAGACUCGAACAAGUAGAGCGAGUUUUGGUCUUCGGGGUCGUAUUUUAUCUGGGCCUAAGUUAAACUGCUCAAGUGACGAUUGCUUUUGGGGAAAAGUUUCAUUCCAUUCAGGAGAAGUUCGAGCCCGUAGUAAUUUGACUGUGUUGGAGUAUUUAAAUUGUUGUUGCUGCUCAAGUUUCAUUUUUUUUGGAUAAAAUUUGAGGUUGGCGAUGAUUGGCAGAGUGCACUGCUUACUCCCAUUGUAAUUGGUAACGACAUUGGUUUCAUUUGUCCAUUUAUUUAAUGGAAUAAAUCUUCCAUUUUCUC